Molecule: messenger RNA, 225 nt
Organism: Candidula unifasciata
Lineage: Eukaryota; Metazoa; Mollusca; Gastropoda; Stylommatophora; Geomitridae
Source: the annotation of a GenBank genome assembly
AUGGUCUACAGGAGACCUCCCAAUGUAAGAGAUGCUAGUCCCAUCUUAAGGACUACAUCGAUAGUCCAUCGAUUUGAAGAUAACUAUUUCCGUAAAAGAGAUGGUCGGAGAGAAUCAAAACCUCUUUUGAGCGUUUAUGAUGCCUCAAGAGUAUUGAAAACAGUUAAGCCAGGUUUCCAGUACAACUGGGAGACAGGAAAGCCAGAGCUGGUGGCAAAGCCAUGA